CCUCGGGCCAGGGAGAGUGGUCCUGAUGCUGAGCCUCGUGAGCGCGCAUUACAUCACUUCUCUGUCGCGUGAUUGGCUGGGGAUCAAGUCAGCGAUUCCCAGCAUCCUGAAGCGGGCGGCAGCAAGUCAUCAUCACCACCGUCCUCCUCUUCCUCUUCCUCUUCCUCACCUCUGGGUUUAAUUACAAACGGGAAUCACACUGUUCGCGUGGCUGUGCGCGUUUUCGUGUCCCUGCUCUGGCGGCUCGUUUCGAGGAUGGCGGAGAGCGAGGCAGACACGCCGAGCACGCCGAUUGAGUUUGAGAGCAAAUACUUCGAGUUUGAUGGAGUGCGGCUGCCGCCCUUCUGCAGAGGGAAGAUGGAGGAGAUCGCCAACUUCUCCCUCAGAAGUAGCGACAUUUGGAUCGUCACCUACCCAAAGUCAGGCACCAGUCUACUUCAGGAGGUCGUGUAUCUCGUGAGUCAGGGAGCAGACCCCGACGAGAUCGGCCUGAUGAACAUCGAUGAACAGCUGCCUGUCUUAGAGUAUCCUCAACCAGGCCUGGACAUCAUACAGGAGCUGACCUCCCCGCGUCUGAUCAAAAGCCAUCUUCCUUACCGAUUCCUCCCCACAGCCAUGCACAACGGAGAGGCCAAGGUGAUCUACAUGGCUCGUAACCCGAAGGACCUGGUCGUCUCUUACUACCAGUUCCACCGCUCUCUCAGGACCAUGAGCUACCGCGGGACCUUCCAGGAGUUCUGCCGUCGCUUCAUGCAUGACAAGCUGGGAUACGGCUCCUGGUUUGAACAUGUUCAGGAAUUUUGGGAACAUCGUAUGGACUCCAAUGUUCUCUUCUUGAAAUAUGAAGACAUGUACAAGGAUGUGGGGAAUCUGGUUGAGCAGUUAGCCCGGUUCCUGGGUGUUUCCUGUGACAAGUCUCAGCUGGAGGGCAUGGUGGAGAGCUGCAACCAGCUCAUCGAGCAAUGCGGCAACUCGGAGGCGCUGUCCGUCUGCAGGGGUCGUGUCGGUCUGUGGAAAGACGUCUUCACAGUCUCCAUGAACGACAAGUUUGACACCGUGUACAGACAGAAGAUGGGAAAGUCCGACCUGACGUUUGACUUCUUCCUGUGAGGAGCACCCCCCAUCGUCCCUCCUCCACCUCACCCCUCCUGACUCUCCUCCAUGGAUCUCCUUCAGUACCGUCAACAAAUCGCACACUUUCUGCCAAAACCCCCACAAACCCACACGGAUACAUCAACACUCAGUCUGAAGUUUAACCGUACAGCCUGACAGCAGGAUUACAACACAAGACUUUACCCAGAAUGCAUUUAUGUCAAAUCACAACUCAUCAAAAAAAACAACCUCUGUAGAUGGAAAAGAAUCCAGGUUGGUUAGUUAAUGAAUUAAAUGCAUCAAUAACAUAGUGAAACCAAACGUCCUUCAACCCCAUAUACCUCCACAGUGCGUUCCCUCUGCUGAGUGUAAACGUCUCGUACAAAUCAGGGUUCGACCGGUGCAGCAUUCAAAUACCUGACAUGUUCGCUUUCAUAUCAAGGACUGAAGCUAUGUGCAGAUAUUUGUGACAGAAAUCCACUGAAAAUGAUGCAUCAAUGUGUCUGGAAGGAAGGACGACAAAAUAGCUGGUUAGUCGUUCAUUCAUUCUCACGCUAAUGUUUUAUCUUUCCAGGGAAAAGCUUCAUAAAGAAUUGAAUAUGAUAGAAACUUCCUUGGUCAGUUGGAACAACAUUUAAAGGAGAUCUAUUAUCCUCACUGCCUGCAUUAAUGAUGUCAGUCUGGGAGACAUGUUGAAAAGCGUUGUGAGAUGUGUAGCUCAAAAACCUCUUUAUUUAUCUGACACCGGCGUCAGAAAAAUCCCUAAUUUCAGCCUCUGCCUGAAACGCUUCAUUUCAGCUACUGUCUCUUUAAGGCCCCGCCUCCCCAUGUGCCCACUCUCCUCUGAUUGGCCAGCUCUGUUUGCAGUCACAUGGACAUUAGAGUGUGCUUCCUCGUGGGUGUGUCCUUGUAAGAGCUGCCGGGAUGGGCGUGUCCUACAGCUUUGCUCUGAUACGUCGGGUCAGGCUUUGACCAAGUCUCACUGAGUUCUUGUAAUGUCUCGUUCAGAGCAGCAGGAAACCACGAAUGAGACAACUCAGUAUGUUGUCUUUAUGAAUCAGCAGAAUAGAAUAAAAAAUAAUUGAUUAGCGGUCUUGAUCUGUCACAAAUAUCUCUUCAAAUCUUCUGAGAUGCUUUCUGAUAUUUUUCUGGUUUUGUCAGCCGGAUAAACCUUCUAAAAGAUGAACAACACGAUGAGACUCUUCAGCUCUCGAUCAGCCCAGACUCAUGAAAUCAUCAGCUGACAUAACGGUCGAACCCUGACACAUUCAAAGUCAUUUUUAUUCAGGUGAAGUGAAGCCAAACUUAUGAAGAAGAAGAUAUAUCGCCUAAAUCAACCCAGAGAGAAAGAGUGUUGUUUGUUUGUUUUUGCUCAAAGUGCUGCAGGGUGUUCCGCCUCCAUCACUGAUCGUCACUGGACAUUUGUGUAUAUAUAUAUAUGAGCUUUAUAUUUGUGUAUGUUUGUGAGCGUGUGUUUGAGAUACAGAGACAAAGAGGGGGCAAAGAAAGUCUGUGUCAGGGUCAGGGUCAGGGGACUUGAUUUUUUUUUUUUUUUGCAGCCAGCGAGAUCGACACCCAUCAUGACACACAGAUUACGACACAGAUGCAACAAGGAACAACACAUUAGAGAGAAGGAGAACUAUUUAAAGACUAAAACAGGAGAAAAUAACUAAAAAACAAUGACAGUUCUCGAGGUUUAAGGCCAAUAAGAUCAAUCAAAAACACAAAUAAAUAUAUCAUCUCUACAGCCAGAUUCAAAACAAUUCUGGACUUAAAUAAAUAAA
Labrus bergylta (ballan wrasse) is the source of this 2876-nucleotide messenger RNA. RefSeq names its product sulfotransferase family 4A, member 1 (gene sult4a1). NCBI's taxonomy places the organism in Eukaryota, Metazoa, Chordata, Actinopteri, Labriformes, Labridae. Gene Ontology annotation, biological process: sulfation. Gene Ontology annotation, cellular component: cytoplasm. The record is from RefSeq and is a predicted model, not a curated record. Gene Ontology annotation, molecular function: sulfotransferase activity.